This is a messenger RNA of Lineus longissimus, 2558 nucleotides long. RefSeq lists its product as uncharacterized. NCBI's taxonomy places the organism in Eukaryota, Metazoa, Nemertea, Pilidiophora, Heteronemertea, Lineidae. The record is from RefSeq and is a predicted model, not a curated record. Gene Ontology annotation, biological process: regulation of apoptotic process; protein phosphorylation. The transcript has 15 exons. Bases 143 to 2473 code for a protein of 776 amino acids. Gene Ontology annotation, molecular function: ATP binding; protein kinase activity; protein binding.
UAUUCCAGUCCGUUUGGAUGUUUCUCCGCAUCGACCUUUUUGUGGCCUGGGCAAGUCCAAAUAUCACCCACCACAUUUCCCUGGUGGUAUCCUGAGAGUUGCGAUAUUUACUCCUACGAAGUCAUCCAGGCUCAGGUCAACCAUGGACAAACUCCUCUCGCAGCUGAAGGGAAAAAUAGGUCCUGAGGAUGUAGAUAAAUUAAAGGAUUGUAUUAGAAAUACGAAGACUGUCCAUCCGUCUUACCGGGAUACUCUUGAGAAAUCAUCAACAUUUGAAGAGGUCUGGCACCUAUUAGAAAUGCGCCAAAUAAUUUGGCCGGGAAAUUAUGACUUCCUGAACGGUAUGUUCAAAGCAAUUGGUAGGCGUGACUUAGUCUUGGACAAUGAAGAACGUGAAAGAGAACUCAAAAUGUACUCACAGUCUCGUCCCGUGUCAAUGGCAGACGCCUUAUAUGACCAAGAUGCAGAUACUUCUAGAAAGUCAUCCAGUACGAGGUCAACCAUUGACAACCCUUUAAAAUACCAAGAUGCUGCAAACACGCCUACAAAUGAGUUAUCUAUGAGUCCCAACAAGUCAACCAUGGUCGAAGCCUUAAAUUACAAAGAUGGGGCAGAUAUGUCUACAAAGUCAUCUAGUCUCAGGUCAAGCAUGGGUGAUGCAAUAAACUACCAAGAUGAUGCAGAUACGUCCAGAAAAUCUUGCAGUCGCAGGUCAACCGUCGAUAAUGCCUCGCGGUUCAAGUCUGUUCCCGUUUAUUCAAAAAAGUCAUUAACAGUCCGGCCCAUGGCCAUGGCCGUCGUUCUCCGGCACCUGGAAGAAAAAAUCAGUCCUUCUGAUUUACAUAACUUAAAGGCUGUAAUUUUAGAAAGCAUUGCUCUCUUCCCGGAUUUUCUUCAACAAUUCACGCUUGAGGAAGUCUGGCAGCUAUAUGAACGGCUCACAGGAAUUAGGCCUGAAAAUUAUGACCAUCUGAAAACGAUGUUAAGAGCAAUUCGUAGGCCCGACUUAGUUGAUGACAUUGAGGCGUUUGAAGAAAUAAUUCCAAUGAAUCACGGCUGUUUAGCCCAACCUUUAAUCGACAUCGGCAAGUAUGCCAAGAGUAGGUGUCUUGGGCAUGGAAGCUUUGGCAGCGUCCACUUGUUUGUUUUGAAAGCAGGAAAUGAUGAUACGUUCGAACGAGUAGCAGUGAAGGAAAAACAGAUUGAUAGGAGAAGAGGAUUCUACACAGAAGUUGAGAUGCUUGGUAAACUAAAUCACCCCAAUAUAGUCCAGUUUCUUGGCUGUCAGGAUGAUGGAAUGAAGCUUUUGAUAUUUUUUGAGUACAUGUCAGGGGAAUCCAUUGCUCAAAGACUAGCUGAGGGGCCUUUAACUGAAGACCAAACCAGAAAGUACACCAGGGAUAUUCUGAAAGGUCUUGAGUACAUUCACUCUCAAGGCGUUAUCCACAGGAAUAUAAAUGGAAAUAAUAUCCUAUUCAAUAGCUUCAACACCGCCAAGUUGGCCGGUUUUGCGAUGUCUAUUGAGAUAUGUCCACUGACUUCCGUACCAUACCGAGAAAAAUUUGUUAGAACAAUUCCUUUCAUGGCACCUGAAGUGGUGACGAGCGAUGAGAGGCAGCUGGAGUAUGGAACAAAGCUAGAUAUUUGGAGCGUUGGUUGCACAGUGGUUCAAAUGCUUACAACAAAACCACCAUGGGACUAUAUCGAUUAUCCAACCAAGAUUCUAUUCAAAAUUUGUAGCGGCGUCUAUCCCGAGUAUAAACUACCAAGUGAUGUUUCCAAAGGUGCAAGAUACUUUAUCAAGAAGUGCUUCACACAAAACCCAAAAGAACGGCCAACAGCAUCUGAGCUCCUAUUUGAUGACUUCUUAAAGGAAGAAUUUGGCGAACAUGACAAGGGAACCAAACAACAGAAAUUGGUGCAUGUCGGACUUCCUCGGCUACGUUUGCGCGAUGAAGAAGAAGAAGAUACUGACCAAGAUGAAGAGCUAGCGAAACCAGUCACUGAAUCUGGCGAGGGAACCAUGCAAGAUAAAUUGGUACAUGCCAAGCUACCUAGUGCGUUGCCUGUGCAGGAUUACAAGGAAACCAGACAUGACCGAGAGCAGCCGGUAAAACCAUAUAGAAUGACGUUCACACUAGACCAGCCUUUUAACGAAGACUUGAACAAUGAAGAAUCGGAGGCUUACAAGCAACUCAAGCAACAGAUUUUAGACAAGCUGCUUAGAGAGGCUUUUGGAGAUGACUUUAAGAAAAUAUCUCUCUUGAAAUUUGAAGAAGGUUCUAUCAAAGCUGUGUUAGUGAUUGAACUCGCCGGGGAUGAAGAUAUUGAAGAUGUUAAAGAAAAACUUCGAAGGGUUGAGGACGAUGUCCGAGGAUCAAUGCAGUUAGUUGAGUCCUCUCUUACCAUCACUGAAGUUUUCGUCUCCUGGUGGCAAAGCGAAGAUUCAGAUUGGACCAACUUUUGGUGUUGAAGGUAAUCUGCCCUUAGCUUUUACAUUUACAGUCGUUUCAGAUUCAUAGCCCUAGCCCACUGUUAUGAAACCUGCCAUGCCCUGG